Messenger RNA from Lodderomyces theae, 4011 nucleotides. Its product is annotated as cleavage/polyadenylation factor CFT1. The record is from RefSeq and is a predicted model, not a curated record. The transcript has a single exon. Gene Ontology annotation, molecular function: nucleic acid binding; protein binding. NCBI's taxonomy places the organism in Eukaryota, Fungi, Ascomycota, Pichiomycetes, Serinales, Debaryomycetaceae. Gene Ontology annotation, cellular component: nucleus; mRNA cleavage and polyadenylation specificity factor complex. The coding region runs from base 1 to 4011 and encodes 1336 amino acids.
AUGGACGCGUAUCAAGACUUUCUAGAGCCUUCUAGGAUAAGCUGCUGCAUUGGAUGCAAUUUCAUUUCCCCAACCACCAAGCAUUUGAUUGUGGCGAAAAGCUCAUUACUUCAAAUAUUUGAAAUUAUCCUUUUAAAGCAGUCAACUCCUACUAAACCGCAAUACCACUUGAAAUUGAUUGAACAGUUCAAACUACAAGGAACGGUUACGGGAUUGAAAGCGUUACGUACGCCGGAAUGUCCUAAUUUGGAUUAUGUGAUUGUAUCUACAAAAUAUGCAAAAUUUUCCAUAAUCAGAUGGAACCAUCAAGUACAUAGCAUUUCCACUGUUUCAUUGCAUUAUUAUGAAAGCUGCAUACAGCAUUCAACAUUUGAGAAAUUGGCGAUAUCAGAAUUGAUUGUAGAGCCAACCUACAGCUCAGUCUCGUGUCUCCGAUACAAGAAUCUAUUGUGUUUUUUGCCUUUCGAGGGAGUCAAUGAUGAUGAUGAUGAUGAUGAUGAUGAUGAUGAUGAUGAUGAAGACGACACUGACGACGAAGACAUUGAUAACGUGGAAACUAACGGUGAAAAGGAAAUGAAUGGCACAAAAAAAUAUGAAAACCAGUCGUUUUACGACUCAAGUUUUAUAAUUGACGCGGGAAUCCUUGAUUCAUCAAUUGACACUGUUGUUGACGUGCAAUUCCUUUACAACUACCAGGAACCAACCAUUGCUAUAUUGUCAACGAAAUCAAACUCUUGGGCGGGUAAUUUGGUCAAGAAUAGAGACAGUAUUCAACUCCAAGUCAUGACUUUGGACGUGCAGUCCAAAACGACGUUACCCGUUUACAAUAUUGAUAACUUGCCCUAUGACAUUGAUCGCAUAAUACCACUUUCCAAACCAUUAAAUGGGUGCCUUUUGGUUGGGUGUAACGAACUCAUACAUGUGGAUAACGGAGGCAUUGCAAAGCGUAUUGCGGUGAAUUCUUUUACAUCUUUGAUCACAGCAUCAGUGAAAAACUAUCAGGAUGAAGCCGAGUUAAAUUUGAAAUUGGAACACUGCGCCGUUGUACCUAUUCCGAAUGAUCAUCGUGUGUUGAUUGUACUAUCUACAGGUGAAUUUUACUAUUUGAGUUUCGAGCUUGAUGGAAAAACAAUCAAGAAAAUACAUCUCGAACCGGUCGAUGGAAAACUGUACGAGCAUGUUAAAUUGACUCAUCCUGGGCAAGUUGCUGGUCUUGAUAAUGACUUGCUUUUUUUCGCCAAUUUAGGUGGUGACAGUCCAUUAGUAGAAAUCAAGUACACUAACUCAUCAAAGAUUGUUCAGAAGGAAAUAAAGGAGGAGAGUGAGGAAGACUCUGAUGAGGACGACCUUUACAAAGAAGAAGAAGAAGAGCAGGAGCAAAUUAUCAUGAAAAAAUCGCAUAUUGAGUUCAAAGUACAUGAUUUGCUUGCCAAUAACGGCCCUGUAUCAUCAUUCACUCUCGGGUUGUGCUCGAAAGAAAAGUUUAAAUCAAAUUUGCCAAACCCAAAUUAUAAUGAAGUAUCCAUUAUAAGCAGUUCCGGAAGUGCAGAGCAAUCAAAACUCAGUGUUAUUGUCCCCACAAUUCAACCCCAAAUAUCCUCGUCUUUAACCUUUUCACAAGUCAAUCGUAUGUGGAAUUUAAAUCAGAAAUAUCUAAUUACCUCAGAUGACAAGAAUGAGAAAUCUGAAAUCUUCCAAAUUGAAAAGUCAUACAAGAGAAUGAAGUCAAAGGAUUUCGUAAACGAUCAAUUGACCAUAAAUGUUCACGAAUUGAACAAUGGGAAGUACAUUUUGCAGAUCACCCCGAAGCAAAUCAUUCUAUUUGACACCAAAUUCAAAAAGAAAUUGUCACUUACCAAAGAGAUCAAGGAUGAUGAAAUCUUGAGCACUACAUUACGUGAUGAAUUAUUGAUGAUUUUUCUCACCAGUGGUGAUGUUAUGAUUUUUUCAAUCAACACAUACAACGAAUCCUACUCCAAGGUGAAGAUCCCCAAACUUUUAGACGAUACGAUCAUCACUACUGGGUACAUCACCAGCUCACAUUUAUUGAAUGCGGUGCUGAAAAACAUCGACCUCUUGACCAACUCAAGAAAAAGGCGCCACAGUUCUAUUCAAUCUACAGUUCCAUUGAGCACAGAACCACCCAAGUCUACGAAACAAAAGAUUAUCAUUUUAGUCACAGGUGACAAUAGGGUUGUGGCAUUCAAUAGACAUCAUAACGAGAGGUGUUACCAAUUGGACAAUGUCAGCAAAUUCAGCGAUGUGCUUCAGUUGAAUUUCUUUGACAUAGAACAAUCUCCACCGGAUCCUUUUAUCAAGCAAGUAAUCUUGAAUGAGCUAGGAGACAAGGACCAUAAGGAAGAGUAUUUAACGUUGUUGACCAUUGGCGGUGAGGUGUUGAUGUACAAGUUAUUCUAUGAUGGAGAAAACUACUUGUUCAAAAAGGAAAAGGAUUUGAAGAUUACUGGUGCUCCGGAAAACGCAUUCAAUUUGGGAACCAUGGUUGAGAGAAGAUUGGUGUACUUCCCAAAUUUGAAUGGAUACACAAGCAUUUUUGUGACUGGUGUUAUCCCCUUUCUUAUUAUUAAAUCGUGUCACUCCAUACCCAGAAUAUACCAAUUUUCCAAAAUUCCUGCAGUCUCGAUAUCUGCAUUUUCAGAUUCCAAGAUCAAGAAUGGGCUUAUAUUCCUAGACAAUAAUCAAAAUGCGCGCAUUUGUGAGUUGUCUUUGGAAUAUAAUUAUGAGUUCAACUUACCCAUCAGGAGAGUCCCCAUUGGUGAGCUGAUUAAAUCGGUAGCUUUUCACGAACUGUCAGAGACUGUGGUUAUAUCCACUUUCAAGGAAAUUCCUUACGAAUGCGUAGAUGAAGAAGGUAAGCCCAUUGCGGGAGUCUUGGACGAUAAACCCCCAGCAACUUCAUUCAAGGGAUCCAUCAAGUUGAUAUCUCCCUAUAAUUGGAAGGUUAUCGAAACGGUUGAAUUGCAAGAUAAUGAAGUUGGCAUGUCUGUCAAAUCAAUGGUACUUGACGUUGGGUCAUCAAUCAAAAAAUUCAAAACUAAACGCGAGUAUAUCGUUGUUGGUACAGGGAAAUUGCGAAUGGAGGAUCUCGCCGCAAAUGGGUCAUUCAGGAUAUACGACGUCAUUGACAUCAUCCCUGAACCAGGCAAACCUGAAACAAAUCACAAGUUCAAGGAGAUUUUCCAAGAGGAUACCAGAGGAGCGGUGACUAGUAUUUGUGACUUGAGUGGCAGAUUCUUGGUCGGACAAGGACAGAAGGUGAUUGUGAGAGAUUUGGAAGAUGAUGGCGUGGUUCCAGUUGCGUUUUUGGAUACACCAGUAUACGUCUCAGAGGCAAAAAGCUUUGGAAAUCUUUUCCUUUUGGGUGAUCCUUUGAAAAGCAUUUGGCUUGCUGGAUUUGAGGCUGACCCUUUUAGAAUAGUUAUGCUUGGAAAAGAUAGACAACAUCUCCAUGCCGAAUGUGCUGACUUCAUUGUUAAGGACGAGGAGAUAUUUGCUUUGGUGGCGGAUAUAAACAAUUGUUUACAUUUAGUUCAAUUUGAUCCAGAUGAUCCCAAAUCUAUAAAUGGAACAAUUCUAAUCAACAAGGCAUCCUUUGAGACUAAUUCGCAAACCACGUGUUUGCGUUCCGUUCCUAAAGGUGAAUCGGGUGACUAUCAAACAAUUGGUUCGACUAUAGAUGGUGCGUUUUACAAUGUAUUCCCCGUUAACGAGUCAACUUAUAGAAGAAUGUAUAUUGUUCAGCAACAAAUUUCAGACAAGGAGUAUCAUCAUUGUGGGUUGAAUCCGAGGUUGAAUCGGUACGGUAGCUUACAAAUUCGCGAUAACGAAACCAAUACCAAACCUAUAUUGGACUACAAUUUGAUCAAGGAGUUUGCCAAGUUGCAUAUUGAUAGGCAGAAAAACAUCGCAACAAGAAUCAACAUCAAAGGUUUAGCUCACGAUAUUUGGAAGGAUCUAAUUGAGUUUGAGUACUCCUUGGAGGAUUUUUAG